Mollisia scopiformis is the source of this 1086-nucleotide messenger RNA. RefSeq lists its product as uncharacterized. Gene Ontology annotation, molecular function: protein binding. The record is from RefSeq and is a predicted model, not a curated record. The coding region runs from base 1 to 1086 and encodes 361 amino acids. The transcript has 3 exons. NCBI's taxonomy places the organism in Eukaryota, Fungi, Ascomycota, Leotiomycetes, Helotiales, Mollisiaceae.
AUGCCUUCUGCCAAACGAAUUCGAACUUCGUCCAACCCGGAUUCCAGAGAUGAAUCUUCACCAACGCGCGUACACACUGAUGAUCUCGUGUGGCCUCACAUCUUCCCGUACAAUCGACCUUGGCCAGAGCCAGAAUCAUACAAGGCUGGUCCAGGGAUGAUUAAGAAACUACAGUCGUCAAUACUGAAACUUCGGAUUGGGCGUGAAUUGAAGGUAGUUGAGGUCCACAAGGGAAUUUUGACUACCGCAGCCGAAUAUUUCGAGAAGAUGUUCAAUGGACACCAUGCAGAAGCCAGCACACAGAGUGCUCAAUUUCCAGAAGAUGAUCCGGCAGCAUGGGGACUUCUAAUCGGAUGGUGUUAUACAGAAUUUCUGCCAACAUUACAUGCAGUCGAGACAGAGGAAGGCAUAGAUACCAUCUCCGCCGAAGAAGGACUCACUCGGAUCAAACUCUGCUGUCUAGCGGCGAAGUAUAAUAUGAUGUUAUUGCAUACCAUAGCUGUGGACUCCUUGGUCAAAUUCCUGGGCAAAGACUACGGUGUUAAACCGAAGCUCCCAUGGGAUAUGUUUCGAAGUUAUUGUCUAUACGUAUACGGAUACAGCAUCGAGUCUUGGAAAAGCACCGGUUCUUCCUACGACUGCAAGAAAAUGCUUGAGUUGGCCAUGGAAAUCCCCGAUCUGAUGUCUGACUUCUCCCGCGCCAUACAGGAACAACGAGAAUCAACCUCGCAUACGGGGAAUAUACACCCAUCGGACAUCGACCCAUGUGAAUUCCAUAUUCAUCCAAAGUCAAGUGAUAUUGAGUGCCCUCGAGCUUUCGGAGGAAAGCCCGGUUCUCUACCGUGGCCUUAUCUAUCAGCUCGAUUGCAUUACAUGAGCCAGAACCAUGCACUGAAAGGACAAAGUAUCCGCAAUGUCGUCGAAGUAGAAGAUGAAAUUGGAUGUUCGAGAGGGGACAUCAUCAAUGCUGUGGACAGCUUGAUCUGGCAGCGUGCUAAUAUUGCUUGGCUCGACCGCCCAAAUUGCUUUGCGUUGCUACCGCCCGAGGAGAAGAAAGGAACCAAUUCAGGAAAGCAAAGUAAGUGA